Sorghum bicolor (sorghum) is the source of this 822-nucleotide messenger RNA. RefSeq names its product CEN-like protein 2. The transcript has 4 exons. The record is from RefSeq and is a predicted model, not a curated record. The coding region runs from base 87 to 608 and encodes 173 amino acids. Lineage: Eukaryota; Viridiplantae; Streptophyta; Magnoliopsida; Poales; Poaceae.
CUCACUGCGUAUCAUUGAGUGCAUUCGCUUGCUCCAUUCAGUCAGAGCAUUUCUUGUGCAAAAUACAAAUACCUGUCCCUCCAACCAUGUCUAGGUCUGUGGAGCCUCUCAUAGUUGGGCGGGUGAUUGGAGAAGUUCUCGACUCCUUUAACCCAUGUGUGAAGAUGAUAGUGACCUACAACUCAAACAAACUUGUAUUCAAUGGCCAUGAGAUCUACCCAUCAGCUGUUGUAUCUAAACCUAGGGUAGAGGUUCAAGGGGGUGACUUGCGGUCUUUCUUCACAUUGGUUAUGACGGACCCAGAUGUCCCAGGACCAAGUGAUCCAUAUCUAAGGGAGCACCUUCAUUGGAUCGUGACUGAUAUACCUGGGACAACAGAUGCCUCCUUUGGGCGAGAGGUCAUAAGCUACGAGAGCCCAAGACCAAACAUUGGUAUCCACAGGUUCAUUUUUGUGCUCUUCAAGCAGAAGGGUAGGCAAACUGUAACUGUGCCAUCCUCCAGAGAUCAUUUCAACACUCGGCAGUUCGCUGAGGAAAAUGACCUUGGCCUCCCUGUAGCUGCUGUCUACUUCAAUGCACAGAGAGAAACUGCAGCUAGGAGACGCUGAAAAUUCCAGCUCUUAUUGUCCACCUGAUGAUAAAUAAGGGCCUUCUGAUGUUCUUUCUAGGAAGUCAAUGAACUUAUUUUACAUUAAAUUCUCCCAAGUCCUGAGCCCUACCCUAUAAUAAACCAGAUGCAUUUUGCUGAUUGUAUUAAUUAGUACUAGAAUGUUUUGUAAGUUGGAAGAAUGAGAAUUAUGAAUGAUUCAUGCUUGUGGUAAA